This is a messenger RNA of Amoebophrya sp. A25, 599 nucleotides long. Lineage: Eukaryota; Dinophyceae; Syndiniales; Amoebophryaceae. The record is from the annotation of a GenBank genome assembly.
ACAUUUCUAAAUAAUCUAAAUUGGGUUUACAUUUCUAAAUAAUUUAAAUAACCUACCACUUGGGUUUACAACUUGCAAUAUAUAUUUCUAAAUAAUCUAAAUUGAUGACAACUGGACACACUGUAAGCUGACUCCUGGAAAGUAAUCUGAACGUACAAAAGUUGCGGAUAUUAAUCAUUCCUUCGUAUCAUAAUAGCAAGUCACAGUCCAAUCCGAAUCGACUAACGUCAUCAUUAUAACAGCAGGCCACCUACUAGAUUUAGAUGCAGUGUCGGAUGACUGUGCUUCUCUUCGUAGUUGUGGAAUCGCCAGUUUCUCCUUCUAUGAUGGCCCAGGGCCCGACUCCGAUGAUCGUGGAUCUGUAUCUGAAGGCCUGUGAGCUGGAGGGCAACCUUUUGGCUGUGAACAAGAUCGGCGGCCGCAAGGCGUUGCACAACCUCAGUCGCUACGGGGAUAGUACGGAAGUCCGACAUGUUGCUCACGAAGUUGGCGGUGCUCUUAUCCGAGGAAAAUCAACCGGCGGCAACCGACGGUGCGGAGGGUGCUGGUGGACAAACUGCGGGAGCACAGGUGACAGACGUUGUAGCCCCAUAAUAUGA